GUGGAGCGCCAACCUCAAGAGUUGCUUGGAUUGCAAACGCAAUUACAAGUCCUUCAUGGCUGCCUCGACUAAGCCAGUGAAGAAAUGGUGGUCGGCCAAGGACAAAGCAGAAAAGGCUAAGUGGUUUAAGGACACCAAGCAGAAGAACAAGGAUCGCGACAGCAACGCGAAGCGGCAGUGGGAGUCGCAGGAUGUGGCGCAGGAGCAGGGCAAGAAGGACUUGCGUUCGGACGGCCAGCUCGAGGAAGAGGCCAAGGAGAAGUGGCAGGAGCUGAAGGACGACGUCGACACGCCGUUUCGCAAGUACAAGGGCAUCGACCUCAUCUACAAGUUCAGGGGCCUUCGUACGUUCACUGGGCAGGAGGAUUACCUGGGCGAGAAGCUCAGCAAGAAGAGGAAAAUUACGGGCGAAUGUGACCUCAAGAGUGCUCUGGCCGAAGGCGGGGAUAUGCGGAAGAAGCGCCGCGGGGGUCAGCAGGGCCCUCUGACUUCCAACGCCGCGCUCCCCCAGCCCGAGGGGUUCAACGACUUCGUGGCUGGCGUGCGUCCGAACGUCGAGCCGGAGCGGGACGUGAUGUCGCAGUCGAUCCUCAGAGCGUUGGUGGAGAAGCAGAGGGACGAGCAGGCCAUCGAGAAGCAGAAGGCAGAGGAUGCUGCAGCUGCCGAGGAGUGGGCCCAAGCGGAGGCGGAGAAGAAGAAGCAGGAUCAAUCCGAGGCGGACUCGGGGAGCGACAUCAAGAAGGGGCAGGCGAAGGUGACGUGCCGUUCUCGGUUAACCUCGGCGAAAACCAAGUUGUCUGAAGCUUUUGGCCACAUGCAGGAAGAAGUUGAGAUGGCACCCGCUCAGAUCAAGGAUGUAUUCCAAGGCUCCGAGGUGCCGCCUGAGAUCAACGAGAUGGUCGCGACUCUCACGGCCGCGGCUGAGGCGCUGGACAAGGAGUGCAAGAAGAUCGCGGGCGGUGCUGACGAGAAGCUCGCGACACUCGCGGGUCUGACAAGGAUGGGCGACACCCAGGCCCUGACGAAGACCUUCGACGCGCUGGAGAAGGACCUGAAGAGCAGCACGGCGCACAAGGAGGCGAAGAAGGCGUGCAGCACCUUCAGGACGACCCUCGCGAAGCAGCACAAGGAGCGGAAGAAGUGGGGCCUCCCGACUGCAUCGUGGGAGAGCCUAGAGGUCGAUGCCGCCGAGUGCGGCGAUCAGGGUGCGAAGCCCGAGGCGGCUGAUAUCAACGCGUUCCCGGGCCCGGUGACCUCCGAGACGCUGGUGGCCACUCCGGUGAAGACAAUCCUGAACCUGAAGGGCCUGAAGGCCCACAAUAAGUGGGCGUCGGAGAGGCUGCAGGCGACCGAGAAGAACACUUUCGCGUCUGAGCUGAAGGGCGAGGUGGCCGAGUUCAUCAAGUCCAAGGUCAAAGAAGUAGGAUUGCCCUCAGCCGCGUUCGAGAAAAUCGACAGCUACGCUACGGACGAGACUAAUGCCGCCCUGGUGCGGAAUAUCUACGCGAUGCAGCACUGGGUUGACACCGACGAGUACACCUACUCAGGCAUGGCCCCCUUCGGCAACGCCGAGGCGCGCUUGAUGCUGACGGGGGCGGCCGUCUUGGACUGCGUCCCCGUGGCGGCGGUGCCCGGCAUCGACCUGAUCAGGAAGCGGACGCACGUCCAGGGCCUGACGUCGCCGGGCUGGGAGGACAUCGUCAAGCAGCACGGCUCGCGCAUGGUCCUCAAGGCUGGCGACCUCGCGAUCACGCCUGCCGGCCACUUCCAGUUGUUCCU
Prorocentrum cordatum is the source of this 1779-nucleotide messenger RNA. Lineage: Eukaryota; Dinophyceae; Prorocentrales; Prorocentraceae. The record is from the annotation of a GenBank genome assembly.